AUGAAUGCACUGUCAUAUGUUUAUGAAUACCUUGUUUUACCGAUUGACCAUUUCAAGGUGAAGAAGAAUCGCAAGGAACAGUUGGUGGAUUCUAAACAUGUUGUAGAUAAUGAAGAGCACACAAAUCAAGAUACUGAAGGUAAUGAUAAGUGUUUAAAUACAAAAGCUCAAAUCCGGGUUAAUGAUGACUCUGUCUUGAAACUGAGAAAGGUUAACCCACUGAUACAAGAUAAAGAUGGAGCUCAAAAGGAUCGGGAUAGUAAAACAAGGAAUGUUUCUAAUAAUAAAAUAGAAAUCAAACCAGUAUCAGAUGAAGAUGAGGAGAAAGAUAUAGAUGGUCAGAUGUCCAGAGGACUGAAAUUCUUUAUUGUAGUCUGGUCAAUAAUUACAUUCUUUCCUAAUUACAUUCUAAUAAAACCCACUCUUUUCGUUUGGUUUAUAUUGACCUUUCCAUUAAGCUUGAUUGAGCAUAGUGUUAGAAGGCGCGGUAAAGCCACAGAAAAUGAACAUUUAUCUCAAUCGCCCGCAACUAAUAAGGACAAUAGUCCUUCUAAAAGGCUGAAUGUCAUUGAGGAGGCAAUAGAAGAUGAUCUCAUAAGUGGUGAAGUCAUGGAAUUGCAGAAGGAUGCAUUAAAGGGUUCAUUACUUCCAACCAAUAAGGAUUCAAGUCAAAAUUCAAGUCAAAAGGAUAGGGGGAAAAAAACAACUAGUACCCCAUCGCAUACAUCAAAUAUUCUUGGCACAAAAAGUAUGGGGCGAUUUCAAUUUCCUAAAAAGCUUAUUCCAAGAUCAAUCCUAUAUUCUGAGAAGAAAAAGACUUUAGUAAUCGACCUUGAUGAAACUUUAAUUCACUCCGUAUCGAGGGGUACAACACAUAGUAAUUCUUCUCAAGCCCAUAUAAUUGAGGUUAGAUUUGCUAUAAGUGGUGUAUCUACAUUAUAUUAUGUUCAUAAGCGACCGUAUUGUGAUUUAUUUCUCUCAAAGGUCUGUAAAUGGUAUAACCUCAUUAUCUUUACUGCAUCUAUGAAGGAAUAUGCAGAUCCAGUUAUAGAUUGGUUGGAGAGUUCGUUCUCUGGCUCAUUUACUCAGCGCAUGUACAGAAACCAUUGUAUUGCAAGAGAUGGUGUUGGAUAUAUUAAAGAUCUUGGCAAUAUCAAGGAUCCCUACUCCAAAAAUGCUACGAUCCCAUUGACAGAUGUCGUUAUUAUCGACAAUAGCCCUGUCAGUUACGCCAUGCAUGUAGAUAAUGCCAUACAAGUUGAAGGGUGGAUAAGUGAUCCAACUGAUACUGAGUUACUAAACUUGCUUCCGUUUCUUGAAGCUUUGAGGUAUACCACUGAUGUACGAAAUGUUUUGGCACUAAAAAAUUCUGAAAAAGCCUUUCAAUUGAGCUAA
Nakaseomyces glabratus is the source of this 1395-nucleotide messenger RNA. RefSeq names its product Nem1-Spo7 phosphatase catalytic subunit NEM1 (gene NEM1). NCBI's taxonomy places the organism in Eukaryota, Fungi, Ascomycota, Saccharomycetes, Saccharomycetales, Saccharomycetaceae. Gene Ontology annotation, molecular function: phosphoprotein phosphatase activity. The record is from RefSeq and is a predicted model, not a curated record.